Molecule: messenger RNA, 833 nt
Organism: Porites lobata
Lineage: Eukaryota; Metazoa; Cnidaria; Anthozoa; Scleractinia; Poritidae
Source: the annotation of a GenBank genome assembly
AUGAAUGAGGCAAGCAAAAUUUAUGUCGCCAUAAAUCUCACCAUAACCUUUACAUGUAUUCAAAUGGUGGUUAUGUUUUUCUGCUAUGGGUGCGUGAUUAAGGGACUUUACUUUAGUACCGUAGUGUACCCAGAAACCGACAGAGAGACAACAUCAGAGAAAAAGAAACUUGUCAUAACUCUAACCUUGGCCACUACGGGAUUUGUAGUGGGUUACACGCCAUAUCUGUUGUAUUUUGGGGCAUUUCUAUUAACAGGAAGUGACAGAACCGAAGACUUUCUAGACGUAGCGAAUUUUUUUUUUUUCGUGUCCAGUUUAAGUUUAAACCCUAUUAUUUAUGCAUUUCGUGGUAGAAAAUUUCGGGAAGGGCUUAAAAGAAUGUUGUUUUGCUGGAAACCUACAACACAGAACGAUGCUUUUGAACUGAAUAACUAAUUGUUGCUCUUACUAUUUUCGUCAUCUAACGGAUUAGCUCUCUUUCUAAAAAAAUAUAUAUAAUAUUUAUUCCGUUCUUGCAUAAAACUGUCAAGUCACAUCCAAUUGUUAAGGACAGCUUUGCUUUUCUUUCUAGUUAUGUGCAAAAAGUUAUGCGAAAUCCCCCCCCCCAAAAAAAAAAAAAAAAAAAAACGUAAGGAAAUCUGCGUGUGGUAAAAGUGCUUUUUAGGAGUUAUGUAUCUGUAAUUUCAAGUUUUGGCCCGGCCUGAAAUGUUUUGAAGUAGUAAAGAAGUUAAAAAUGACUACGAAAAAUAAUAAAGAAAUAAUAUUGAGGUCCUAAUUCUAUCCGCCUGUUAAAAUUUGGGGCGAGGCUUCACUGGAAUAACAGAUAUAACUAA